AUGCCCGCUGCUCCUUCCGCCUCCACCUCGGGCAGCGCAGGCGGCAUCGCCGUCUUUGAGCCAACACGCUUCGAGCGCCUGCAUCGCAUCAUCAACGAAGCCGCAUCCAACCCCAUCCGCCUUUCUCGCUCCAAUGACUGGUUCGUCACCAUCGACAGAAACCGUUCCGACCUAGCAGAUCUCGGCAAGGUUCGUCCACCAUCCGAAGCCGAACGCAAAGAGAUCGAGUCGGGCAAGAUCACCAUCAAUGGCAACACACAGAACCUCAAUCCCGACUUUGCCCAGCAGUCGCUACUGCUCUCGCGAGAACUCGCCGUCUCGGAGCACUAUGCUGCUUCUUUGCUCCAACAAGGUCUCGCUGGCCGCGCCAAAUGGGGUCGUCCUGCUGUCGAAGUCGCAUGCAUCCUUUACCACCGCGAACGACUUGCCUUGCUUGCGUGUCUGAAGGAGCUGCUUCGAAAUGCACUCACCAUGCCCUUUGAUGACGAUGUCGAAGCACAGCGCAUGGGCAUCAAGAUGGAGCAGCUCGUCGAGUCGCUCGUCAGCAUCGAGACUUCUGUUGGCUCCGGUUCCACCUCUACGCGCAAAGUCACCCUUGCCGAAAGGAUCCUUGUCGAGAUCGACAACGCGAAACAAUCAGCAGCACGCGUCAAAGCAUCUCUCGAAUCGCCAAGCAACAACACUGCCAAUCAAGGCAUCCAGACACAGACCUCCAACUUCUUCGGUCUCAGCGCUAGCCAGGCCGCGUCUCAGUCAGCAUCCGUCUCCAAUCCCACGAGCGGCAGACUCAGCGACGAGAUCCAGCUGGACCGUCUCGGGUGGCUGCGAGAAGAGCGACGCGAACUAGGGCAUCUACUCUACUUGCUUUCCAUCUCAUCCCUUCUCACGCCUUCCAACAUCUCGGCGAUUCUCCGCUGGCUCGCUGCCGUCUCUGCAGAGACAUACGACGAGAUGACCAUCUACAUCCUCACCGCGCUCCUUGGCGCGAUCGAUGCAACGCCAGAGGCACGAGCUGCCAUGGCCGAUCGCGCAAGCAGAGGCACGCUCCGCAAGACCGUCGAAGCGCUGCUGGACGACGAGUCUUUCAUCACUUCCACACAUGCCGAGAUCACACGCAAGAAGUGGGCGCUAGGCGAGCUCAAUAGUGCUGUCGCACUCCAAUGGUCCAUCUUCCUGGUCGAAGCCUUCUCGCGCAACCCCAGCUACCGCAAUCAGCUCUCCAUUUCGGAAGAGCAGAUUCAGGACCUCGUACUUCUGUCCAUCACCGGCUCAUCACUCUCCAAGGACUCAACACCGGCAGGCAACGCCGACGACCCUACCGGUGGCGCGUCCAUCUUCCUCGUCGUUCGCGUCCUCGCAUUCCGCCAAAGAACCAUUGAUGCGCUCUUCGGCGAAGAGGAGGAUGCGGUCGCCGCCGAGGCAGACGCAGCUGCCGGUGAGGUAGCUGACACCAACGCUUGGGAUGACGAGGUGGACACCGAGUUCCGCGAGUACGUCGUCCAACAGCUCCACAACCUGGCUGUCGGUACCACCUCGGUCAUGCUGCCCAUGCUUCGACGCAUUCAGCGCUCCGAGGAGGAUGCCGCUUUCGCUCUGUCGAGAGGCGUCGGCGCACGAGGUGGCUCAGUGCCACAGCGCAGAUACGACAUCGAGGCACUCUUCGAUCUGAUCGCAUUGCUCUGCCGUGGCCGACCCGAGGCAGGCCUGCCUUUCUGGGUAGGGCCGGACAACCGCACAACGCGUUUCCUGGCUUGGGCCAUCGACGUUCGCGAGCCAGGCCAUCAACGAGCGUUGCUCAACAUGCUUGCUUCCAUGUCAUCGGGUCCUCAAAGUGCCAGCCAGGCCUACGCAUUGCUCGAUCAGGAGAGCACCCAAAGCGGCGCUGCCGGCGAAGGACGCCUCGUCUCCUGGACGCGCUUCUUCGAGUGGAUCAGCUACUACAUCGACACCUUCCACCAAGCCGUCAACUCGUCGUCGUUCCACGCUUCCAGCUACCAGUCGCUGGCCAUGCCAAAGAACGAGGAGACGCUCCUGAUCGGCUUUGUGCGACUCUUCCGAAAUGUCGUCUACUUUUCGCAUCCGGCUCGCGACGCCCUGCUGCAAAACUCAUCCUACAAUGCGCUGGACAAGCUCUUUUCGCUGCUCACCUGUCCGGUCCCGGUCGAGCUCAAGGCGAGCAUCCUCGACGCAUUAGCCGCCUUCUUGCAUCAGUCGACCAACAAUCCAGACGCUCAAGCUCGAUUCUCGGCGAUCGCGACGCAGCUCUGGGACCGCUUCGACGAGUGUGGCCUGCUCCCCUCGGACGCUUCCGCUGCCGCCAAGUCGCGACUUAACGGCAAUGUCAAUGGUGCGACCUCUGGCUCCUUCGGCCCCGCUUUCAAGCCUCUCGCCUCCAAAGGCGUGAUCUACGAGCUCGAGAACUUCGAGGUACCGCUGCGCGCCUUCCCCGGCUCCACCAGCUUCGUCAACUUCCUUAAGGCGCUGGUCCAAUUGCCUCCCGUCGCGCCUGCAGCGGGCUCGGCUGCACUCUCAGACACCACUGCAGCCUCAAGUACGGGCGCCAAUCCGUUCGGUUCCAUCGUCUCUUACGGCCAGCAAGCACAGCAACAGCAGAUUCAGGGGCAAAUGCAGCCAGCGUACCAGUCGCAACAACGAAGGCAAUUCCGGUCAGUGGAGCCGUACGUCGACUUUGUCAUCGAUCAGGUCUUCCUGAAAGCACGCGCUCGUGACUACGCCGAGCCUGCCGAGCAAUGGCGCGUGGUCGCCUCGUGUCUCGAGUUUGUCGAGCGCUCGCUGCGCUCGUACGACCUUGCAGCUCUUCUCCGCAACAGCGAAGGCGCUGACGCCGUUUCUGACCCUACUCUCCUCACUCAGCUGGCUUCUCAUCCCGGUUUCUUCUUGAUGCGCCGCAUCCUGACGGGAUCCAAGAUGGUCGGUGAGAUGCUCGGCAUCCUCGUGCCAGGCUCCGGUCUCGCCGCUUUCGAGGCCAUCAACCAGAACCGCGCCAGCACUUUCUUCUACGGCAGCUCCGUGCGACAUGUUCUCAGCAUUCUUGACCGCGUGCUGCGGUACCAGGACCUUUACGCGCAAGUAUUGAUCCCAACAUUGGUUGACAGCAGCCUCAACGGCACACAGCUCCCAUUCGACGUUUCGGCUCGUGUCGGCAAUGCGGGAUCCUACAGCAGCUUCGACGUCCAGCUCCUGCAUGCCCACGAGUCUGUGGUGCAGAUCGCUCUGCUCGUCAAUUGCGUCCGCGACGAUGUCGCCUUGCUUUCGAUCCGCUUGCUCAGCCUCAUUGCACGUACAGCCGCCUUCAGUGCAGUGGACCGUUUUGGCGAGAUGGGCUACCGUCGCAAGAUGAAUCGUCUCGUCGGCCUGCUCGAGAUGAGCGACGAGGCCGGUCGCGUCAAGGCAGGCUACGUCAGCAGGCUCGAAGCAGAACCAUCCGGCGACGCUGGAAGCGCAAAAGCGAUAGAGGCCCUGAACGCUCUGGCCGGAGGCGCUGACCUCGAGGACGCUGAGGACGCCGAUCUGCAGGCCCCCAACGGCAGCCUGGACGCCAUCACCGCUCUGGCAUCCGGCGACGCAGUCGAGGCGAUUCAGAUCGCUAUCAUCAACCUCUUGCUUGCCGGCACCGAGCUCAACCAGCCCGCUCCCAACGUCGCACAUCUGUUGCUCGGCUACGACCUGCGCGCUAUUCGCCCCGAGGAGCAAGUGAUUGUGGAUCCUGAUGCGCAGACGGCUGCACCGAGCGCCAUUCACGCCAUCUUGGCGCUUCUGCGCCCUGAGUCCGACAGCGAUGGCACGACCUUCCUCAGCCUUGCCGAGCGAUCGCCUGGCUUUGCGGACAAGUGUUGUUCGCUCAUCCUGCGCCUCUGCACUCAUCCGUUCACGAGCGCAGCGACGCUCCGAUACCUGCGCACCAAAGAGGACUUUGUCGUCCAGCAGCUGCGAAGCCUGCCGCUCGUACCUGCCGAGCGCGGUACCUUGACCUCCAGCUCGGCCGCUCUGGGUGUGGUGCAAUUUGCCGACGGCCAAGGCAUCGAGACGACGGUGGACCGCGUCACUGCUUCGCUGCGCAUGCGGGCCUCGCUGCUCGAGCUCACUGCGCUGGAACUGCAUUCGCUUCUCAACGCCGGCAUGCAAACAAGAGCAGCGCGCGUCGUGGCGGCACUCUUCGGUCCCAAUGCGACAGCAGGCGGAGGCAACGGCGUGGACGCAGACGACAGCAUCGACGAGGACGAUCUCCUGCUCGGAACAGAACGAGACUUCCGUCUGGGCGCUGGCGGUGCUGAAGUCCGCACCUUCGGCGGUGUCCGCUUCCUCGAGAUUCUGCAGAGCCUCGACUUUGAGUGGUAUGACGACCGCGAGGCCCUCGGACAAAGCAUCACCGUCAUUACGCCAGAGCAGCUGGACUUCGCCAAGCGACCCGAUGCUGCAGCGGGCCCUCGCAUGUUCGACCUCGGUGCUGUCCUCGCCGUCCUCGUGCGGGAAAAGACACUGCUUCAGCAGAAAGGCAACUUGAGGGAUGCUGGCCAGGCCGACCCCUUCCUGGAGCAAGCAGCUUUCGUGCUGCAGUGGGCUUCAGCUCAGAACGCAAAGAAGGCAGUGGCAUUCUCUCGUCGACGCGUGCUGCAGGCGUGGCGACACACACUCGACAUGGUCCUGGCGCGCGCUGCCGGUCUGUUGCGCACCGAGGUCCGAUCCAGUCUGAUGUUCGACUGCCUUGCGGAGCUUCUCCCCCGUAUUUCGGCGCCUUCCGCAGAUGCUGGUGGCCUCGACGUGCCAUCUGCCGACCUUGUUGCUGGUGCCGUGCUCUCGUUGCUCACCUCACUGCGACAACAUCGCGUCGAGCUGACGACAGGCGCACUUGAUAUCGAGGCGGUCGAUGCACUCCCCGUCGACAGGCUACUCACGACGCUGCGCGCGCUCAUUGAUUCGGUGCUCCGACUGGACACCACGACGGUGGCUCGCGGCAAUCUCUAUUCGGCGCUCAUCAACUUCCUUCAGCUGGUUCAGACCGGGAGCGGUGCCGAUACUAGCGGCGAAGCAGGCGCCAACGACGGCGCCUCCGUCAUCGCCACUGACCUCGAUGACGCCAUGUCAGUGGGCGGUAUCUCGACCACGACCACCAACAUCUUUGGUGGCAGAGCUCAGACGAGCGGCUUGGAAGCACGUACCCGCGCCCUGCUCCUCUCGCAUGCUGAGCGUCUGAUGGAUGUGCUUGGCCGCGACGCUCUGGACGCUAGCGAUCUGUCUAAGACCAUUGCCUUCACGCUGCUCGACAAGCUGUGCGCCCUCGACGCCCCAGCCUCCGUCAGCGCCUCCUCGCGUCGUGCCGGCUCGAAGUGCCUCGAUGUGCUCGACCGCAAAGGAUACAUCAAGAGUUUCGUCACGGCGCUGCGCGACUCGGAUGUGGUUCUGCAAGUGACGCUUCGUCCAGACCCUGCCAGCCUGAACGCUCUCUACGUGUACGAAGCGCGACUGGCGUUCUUCAACCGUAUGGCGCAGACGCGCGACGGUGCCGAGCGACUCCUGAACGCCAAGAUCUUCGACGUGCUUGCCCAAUCUGACUACCUGGCAGCACGUCCUGAUCAAGAUCAAGAGUUUGUCGAUCUGGACAGCUUCCUCCCCGCAGCCACCGAGCGAUACAAUGCACUGCUGACGCCUGUCCUCCAGCUGACGACCAGCAUCCUUGCCAGCGCAUCGGCUGGCUCUGCUCUUGGCGGAGCAUCGAGCCAAGGCAUCUCCAAGGCGUUGGCGCCGACAUCGGCCGCGGCGGCGCCUCGACACGCGCUGGCGCUGUUGACUGCUCAUCGAGAUGCACUCCUGACGGUUCUGCGUGCUCCUCUGCAAGAGUUUUGCUCGUCCGCCCAGCUCAGCCAGGCGCAUCUGGUCGUUGCCAUCUUCGUCCUGAUCAUGCCCUCGCUCGACGAUGACGCUCAGCAAGCACCGAGCCCGCUCGCACCAUUCCACAGCGCCAUUAUCGCCUUUGCGGCUGUCUACCUGACGGCUUCCUCCUGGCGAUCGCGCAUCGUGCCCUACACCGAGGUCGAGCGUGAAGAGUCGCGCGAGCCGACCGCAUCCCUGCGCGCGCUGCGUGCCUCCAGCGAGGCACCGAAUGGUGGUGGCAAUGGCGCAGCGGAAGAGGAAAGUGCGUUCAGCGCCAAGGUAAACGCCAUGGUGGUGAGGCUGCAGAUGACGCUGCUUUCUUACCUGGAGGCGGCCAGCGAUGCCCGCGGCAGCAAGACUUCCAGAGUACGACCGGUGCUGAUCCCAUCGCUGGCGACCAACCGUGAGCGAUCCCACACACCAUACGGAGCAGGCGAUGAUGACGGCGAUUCUUCUCGAGUUGGAUACCUGCGCUCGCAACGGGCGUCUGCUGCAGCGUCCACUGUGCCCAGCAUCGGUGGACUGGUCGCUGCGCUCGACGACUACACCGACUCUGUCGCCAAGGAGCUGCAAGGACUGGAAAACAUCGAGACGCUUCUCGAGAACGUCGAUUCUGUGCGCCAGGACGAGUUGGACGAGAUUGCCCGCGAUGCACUCGGCGAAGUCACUGCCGGCGAGCUCUCCCCGGCUCAACGCCGUUCUGUAGCACUGCGUCAGCUGUGCGCCCGCAAAGCGACCCUUCGCGCUUCGUCGACGACCAAAUUGGACGCUGUCGAGCUCAUCCUUGUCCUCCUGAUCCGACACAUCGAGUUCUUCCGCACGCUCAACAAUGACCGCUCCACGCUACCUGCUCUCGGAGGAGCAAGGUCGUCCCCUGCGCCCCUGUUCGCAGGCGCAGGGGCAGGAUCACACUUUGACCGUACCACCCUCAUGCAGGGUUUGGCCGAGUCGCUUCUGCCUAUCGUCGACGACAAGAUCGGAUAUCUUUCGCUCCCACCUAGUCUCGUGGCCAACGCUAGGGAGAGGCAAAGCUUCCUCCAGAUGGCUGGCAGACGGUUGGCUAGCUUCUUCACCGAGGCUGAGCAGUAG
Messenger RNA from Kalmanozyma brasiliensis GHG001, 6981 nucleotides. RefSeq names its product Nucleoporin. The record is from RefSeq and is a predicted model, not a curated record. NCBI's taxonomy places the organism in Eukaryota, Fungi, Basidiomycota, Ustilaginomycetes, Ustilaginales. Gene Ontology annotation, biological process: nuclear pore organization. Gene Ontology annotation, molecular function: structural constituent of nuclear pore. Gene Ontology annotation, cellular component: nuclear pore inner ring; nuclear pore. The transcript has a single exon. The coding region runs from base 1 to 6981 and encodes 2326 amino acids.